Messenger RNA from Rhizoctonia solani, 1551 nucleotides. RefSeq names its product G-protein alpha subunit. Gene Ontology annotation, molecular function: G protein-coupled receptor binding; G-protein beta/gamma-subunit complex binding; GTPase activity. Gene Ontology annotation, cellular component: heterotrimeric G-protein complex. Gene Ontology annotation, biological process: adenylate cyclase-activating G protein-coupled receptor signaling pathway. The transcript has 12 exons. The record is from RefSeq and is a predicted model, not a curated record. Bases 1 to 1551 code for a protein of 516 amino acids. Lineage: Eukaryota; Fungi; Basidiomycota; Agaricomycetes; Cantharellales; Ceratobasidiaceae.
AUGUCGAGCGAAGACCCCUUGACGCUGGCCAUGGCCCCACCGCCAAACGAGACACCAGACCAAAAGUCCCGCAGGCUGAGGGAAGAGGCCGAAGCCAAGCGGGUCUCGGACGCGAUUGACGAGGAGAUCAAGGAGGCACGUGCGAGGGAUCGGAAGCGCAAGGCUAGCGAGAGCGAAUCUGGAAAGAGCACGACGCUCAAGCAGUUCCAGCUCAUGUACUCUCCCAACGCAUUCCAUUCCGAGCGAUCAUCGUGGCGGGCUGUGAUAUACUUGAAUCUUGCACGCUCGGUCCGCAAGAUACUGGAUGCGCUCGAUCCCGCCUCGUUUGUCGAGGAUGUCGAGCCUCCCACACCCGACCCUGAACAACGUCCGGGAACAGCACUCAGCAUACGCACCGAGGAAAAACUUGCUCAUAUUUCCGAAUUGAGACUGCGCUUGCAGCCACUCAUGCUCCUCGAGGACCAAUUGAAUCGAACGCUGGCCGGGGAUUUGAGCGGUAACGAGUUGGAACCCACUCGCCUGGGAUCAUACGCAGCACCCCAUCGCGACUCGGGGGACAAGCAGGACAAGGAAGUGGCAGUGAGGAGUGGAUCAACAUGGAAGAAGGCAUUAAACCCUUUCAAAGGCAAACGUAGCGACGAUGACGAUGCGUAUACCUGGGACGACCCCAACGACCCCGGACACACCAUCUUCGCACUCAGGGAAGACAUGCUCGCUCUAUGGAGAGACCCAUUCGUCCAAGACGUGCUUCACAAGCGGAGACUGCAGCUCGAACACACUGCCGGAUUCUUCCUAAAUGACAUGGAACGCAUCACCGAAAGGCGGUACAUCCCCACCGACGAUGAUGUACUCCGUGCGCGAUUAAAGACGCUUGGUGUAGUUGAGCACCACUUUGCGUUGGAUAGGGGUGCGGAAAAGGGUGUCGAUUGGAGAAUCUACGACGUUGGAGGAGCUCGUGGACAAAGACACGUCUGGGCACCGUUUUUCUCUGAUGUCAACGCCAUCAUUUUCCUAGCUCCCAUCUCGGCAUUCGACCAAAUGCUCGCCGAAGACCGUCGAGUCAACAGAAUAGAAGACUCGAUCCAGCUGUUCAAGAUGGUGUGUGGUAACAAAUUACUGGCCAACCUCUGCGUUCCAUACGUAGUCAUGGGCGCAAAGAAGGUAGUCUUGGUCAGGGUUGGAUUCCAGACGCGACCGGGUUUACGCCCUACGUUGGUUGACGUAAUCGUCACCACCCACUCUUGUACCCCAUUGACCGUCAACAUUGUCCUCUUUCUCAAUAAAUGCGACUUGCUCAAAAAGAAACUUGCCUCGGGUAUCAAGGUGAGCAAGUACGUCACGAGUUAUGGGGAGCGUCCGAACGACUAUGAGCAUGUCUCAAAAUAUUUCCGAACGAAAUUCGGAGCGAUUCAACGGGAUUAUUCUGUUGCCCCUCGCGAGUUGUAUGUUCACUUGACGUCGGUGACGGAUACUCGAGCGACGAGCGCAAUUAUUCACAAUGUCCGAGAUAUCAUCCUAAGACAAAACCUGAAAAACUCAAGCCUCAUGUAA